Messenger RNA from Apis laboriosa (Himalayan honeybee), 5034 nucleotides. Its product is annotated as fibroin heavy chain-like. The transcript is spliced from 6 exons. The record is from RefSeq and is a predicted model, not a curated record. Bases 152 to 4045 code for a protein of 1297 amino acids. NCBI's taxonomy places the organism in Eukaryota, Metazoa, Arthropoda, Insecta, Hymenoptera, Apidae.
CUUCACUCUUCGGCCACACCGAUUAUCGAUCCGAGGCAGCGAGUUUUCGCGAGAUAGAUAGAAGAUAAGUUCGUUUCGUGGAUAUUCGUGUAAUAUAUAUAAUAAAUAUAUAUAUAUAUAUAUUCUCGAAUUGCGCACAGUGUGAGAAAAAAUGCGGUAUCUCGAGUGUUUCGUGGCGUUGAUGGUACUAUCGUGCCUCGCAAGUUCGUUCGCGGAACCUGGUGUCCUCUUAGAUCUGGCGAAGGAUCAUCAAAAGCGCGUGGCAAGUUUGCUGGACCCGCUAGGAUUGUUCCACAAGAAGGAUCAAAGCUCGAGCUCGUCGCACUCGUACGGGAACAACCUACAGCUAGGACCACUUUCCUUUUCGAGCAGCUUGGCCAGCUCUUCGGCCACGGCCGAAGGCAACGGUGCUACCUCCGUUGCCAAGGCGAAUUCUCAAGCCUUCGGCCAAGGCUCCGCAAAAGCUGACGCCAGCGCAAUAGCCAACGCUCAAGAUUAUUCAGAUUCUAACAUCGGUCACAACUACUACUACGUGCCGACAGACGUGCAACAAUACGACGUCCCCGGUGGUUCUCAGUCGAUCACGAAUCCGAAUGAUGGUUAUAACGCUGCGAAUACCGUUGCGAGCGCCGCUGCAAAUGCUAAUGCAAACGCGAACUAUAAUGCGAACAGAGGUGCGAACUCGAACGUGAACGCCAACGCGAAUUCGAACGCCGUUUCUUAUACCGGUGCAACGCCGACCAAUUAUUAUUCUCCCGGAUACGAUCUAUCCGAUACCGGUGCCAAUGCAAAUACGAAUCUUAAAAGUAACAGUGCGAACAAUGGCGCGGGAACGCUCGACGGCUAUUACACGGCUCCUGAAAGUUUUCGAGGUAAUGCAGCAGAUGCGAGAGAGAAUUCUAUUAGCGGAGCGGGAUCAUCCGAUAAUUAUUAUGCUCCUGGAGGAGCGUGGAGCGAUGGUGGUGCGAUCGCGGAUGCAAAGACGAAUAUUGUCGAUGGUGUAACGAGUGGCUAUAAACUUGGAAUCACGAAAAGCAACGUGGGCCCGAUCGACAAUUCGAAAUUGAACGGUGGAGUGGAAUUACCAAUUGGAUAUUAUCCUUCGGGAACUCGAAGCAACGCGGUGACCGGUAGCAAGAUUCCUUAUCGUCCUCACGACGAUGAAGAAACCGUGGUAGUGAUCGUAGAUCCGCCACCGGUCCACAGGCCACCAUUGGACAGGCCGCCAUUCGGUAGGCCACCACCAUUCGGUAAUCCACCACCAUUCGGUAAGCCAUCACCACCAUUCGGUAGGCCACCACCAUUCGGUAGGCCAUCAUCAUUCGGCAGGCCACCUUUCGAGAGAUAUCCACAACCUGAUCACGGCCCUGAGACAAUCAAAGUGAUCGUGAUCGAAGAGCCGGCAUAUCAUAGCCAAGCAGGAGCGAGUAAUGGAAAGGGUCAAUACGGUCAACCGAUCGACUAUCCGGUUGGAGGCUAUCAGAAUGGUUAUGGAGGAGCUAACGCAAACGCCAAUGCUAAUGCCAUCGCUAUUGCAAACGCAAAUGCCAAAGCAAACGCAGCAGCUAACGCAGGAGCUAAUGCAGGAGCUAAUUCCAUCUCUGGUGCGAACGGCUACCCUGUUCAGGAAUCGGGAUACUAUCCUGGAAAUGCUCCAACCACUUCCAUCGGAACGAACAAUCCUUUCUUGACUGGAUCUCAAGGAACCGGAGGGGCUAACGCAGGCGCUAACGCAGCCGCUAAUGCAGGAGCCAACGCAGGUGCUCUUGGAAACGCGUAUCCAGGAACAUCAAGGCCAGGAAGUCAGAGUGCGGGUAGUUAUCCAGGUGGCUCGUACACUGCUGGAUCGGGCAAUCCUUUCCUAACUGGUGGACAAGGUCAAGGAAAUGCAGGUGCCAACGCUGCUGCCAAUGCUGCUGCUAAUGCUGGUGUUAUCUCUCAAGGACAAAUCGGAGCACAAAAUCCUUUCCUCAAUCCUGGAUUCCAACCUACUGCAAGUCCUCACGGACUUGGAGAAUACGUAAUUAAUAAUGAAAAAACUGUUGGAAAACAGAAUGGAGGUCGCCCCAUUCCUACUACUUAUCCUGGCCAAGGAAGCAAACCAGGAAGCUAUGGAACGAACGUACCCACGAUCGUUGGAUCAGGAGCAAAUGCAGGAGCCAAUGCAGGAGCUAUCGCCAAUGCUAAUGCUGGUGCGAAUGCAGGUGGAUACGGUCAGCCUGUUAAAGAAAGUCCUGUAAUUAUUCCUGCUAAUCCAAGUACAAAUUAUGAGGGCGGAGCUGGAUCAGGUACCGUAUUCGAAAAUACGGGAAGCGCAUUUGGAAAUUCUGGAUCCGGUAGCAAUGGCUAUGGUGUUCCUACAAAGGGUGUUCCUACUUAUCAAACUGGAUUAGUUUCUGGUGGAGCAAAUGCUGGAGCGAAUGCAGGAGUAAAUGCUGGAGGAUCUGGUGACUAUGGUGUACCAACAAAAGGUGCUCCAGUCUUUGGAACGUCUGGACCAGCUUUUGGAACUGGUGGAGCAAAUGCUGGAGCGAAUGCUGGAGCGAAUGCUGGAGCAAAUGCUGGAGGUAGCGGAUCUGGUGGUUAUGUUGUACCUAUAAAAGGUGCUCCAGUCUUUGGAACGUCUGGACCAGCUUUUGGAACUGGUGGAGCAAAUGCUGGAGCGAAUGCUGGAGCAAAUGCUGGAGGUAGCGGACCUGCUGGUUAUGGUGUACCUACAAAAGAUGCUCCAGUCUUUGGAACGUCUGGACCAGCUUUUGGAACUAGUGGAGCAAAUGCUGGAGCGAAUGCAGGAGUAAACGCUGAAGGUAGCGGAUCUGGUGGCUAUGGUGUACCAAUAAAAGGUGCUCCAGUCUUUGGAACGUCUGGACCAGCUUUUGGAACUGGAGGAGCAAAUACUGGAGCGAAUGCAGGAGCAAAUGCUGGAGGUAGCGGACCUGGUGGUUAUGGUGUACCUACAAAAGGUGCUCCAGUCUUUGGAACGUCUGGACCAGCUUUUGGAACUGGAGGAGCAAAUGCUGGAGCAAAUGCUGGAGCGAAUGCUGGAGCAAAUGCUGGAGAUAGCGGACCUGGUGGUUAUGUUGUACCUAUAAAAGGUGCUCCAGUCUUUGGAACGUCUGGACCAGCUUUUGGAACUGGAGGAGCAAAUGCUGGAGCGAAUGCAGGAAUAAACGCUGGAGGUAGCGGAUCUGGUGGCUAUGGUGUACCAACAAAAGGUGCUCCAGUCUUUGGAACGUCUGGACCAGCUUUUGGAACUGGAGGCGCAAAUGCUGGAGCAAAUGCUGGAGCAAAUGCUGGAGCAAAUGCUGGAGGCAGUGGAUCUGGUGGUUAUGGUGUACCAACAAAAGGAGCUCCAGUCUUUGGAACGUCUGGACCAGCUUUUGGAACUGGAGGAGCAAAUGCUGGAGCAAAUGCUGGAGCAAAUGCUGGAGGUACUGGAUCUGGUGGUUAUGGUGUACCAACAAAAGGAGCUCCAGUCUUUGGAACAUCUGGACCAGCUUUUGGAACUGGUGGAGCAAAUGCUGGAAGCAAAGCUACUGCUAUAGCAAAUGCUGGAGCAAAUGCUGGAUCUGGAUCUGGAUCCGAUGGUUUUAAUAUUGGACCAUCUAAAGGUGGAGCAGAUUUUGGAACAUCUGGACCAGGUUUUGGUACUGGUGGAUCAGGAAUCGCUGGUGCAAAUGCCAAAGCUGAUGCUGUUGCAAAUGUUGGAAGCAGUGGAUCUGGUAAUGGUGGUUACGACGGCUUCGUAUUUGGAGAUGCAUCCGCCAGUGCUAGUGCCAAGGCUCAGGCUUCCGCUUCUGCUGGAUCAAAUGGAUCAGGAAGCUCAAACGCGAUUGCAAACGCGAAUUCGAACUCGUUCAGAGGAUUUUCUGGUAGCAAUGCGUCCGCCAAAUCGUCCGCCAAGUCGUCAGGUUUUGGAAAUGGAUCGGCCAAUGCGAAUGCACAAGCAUCCAGCAAAGCGUCUUCGGGAUCCGGCAACAGUUUCGCCUCCAGCUCUGCAUCCGCCAACGUGGACACGAGGGGUUUGCUCGUCUUCAGGGAUUAAUCGUCCAAACAUCCGGAUAUACUCGUUAUUUAAUUAAUUUUGCUCUCUCGAAUUAUUUAAUCGUGGAAAUGUUACGAACGCCAUGGACCGUGCCAUCACUCUAAACUCGAUUUUUAGGAUACCCUACCGAUUAGCUUGUAGGAUCUGAAACACGUCAAUGGAAUUAAGAGUCAAAGCUACAUCGAUUUAAAACGAUUAUCGACGCGAACAUCGAUCGACGCAACGCGAUUACCCAUGCUGGAUCAUGGCAAUGUAAUAUCGAAAUUCGUAAUUACUUUACAACUCGAUGUGUUGAUAUGUAACUAAUUUUAUUGCGCUUUAUCUUUAAAAAUGAUAAUUAAUAAUUUAUCGUGAAUGAAUAACGAAUGAAAUUUUAUCGGAGUCGAGCAUUCGAAAAAUAAAUUUAUUAUCAUUUGUGAUAAUAUUCUUGCCAAUACACGAAGCGUAGCAAGCAUUCUCCGUUUGAGAAAAUCCUCCGAAAUCCUUUUUUUGUCUUUUUUUCCAACGUUAAUAUCGGAUAUUAAACUUAUCUUCGUUAAUUUGUUCACUUUGUCGAAGCGUCAACCCAUUUAAAAAUUUUUCAAAAUGACUUCCAUCGUGUUUUAUCGUAUAAGUGGAUAAUACUCGAUAUAUGAUUAGCGUUUUUUCCGAUUUUAUAAUAGAUAUUUAAGAUUGAACGUUAUCUUAGUUCUAUAAAACGAUGUAGCAUGUAAUUAAAAAACUUCGUACGUAAUUACGUUAAAAUUAUAUUUAACGUAACGAGCGUAGCUAUUUUAAUCUUAAAUCGUGAUAGUAAUACGAACGAGAUAAUGUUUUUUUUUCUAUCUUUAUACAUAGCAUCCAAUCAAAUAUCGAAUUUGCGAUAUAGUAUUUUAAUUAUCGACUAAUAAAAAAGGCAUUUUUAUAUUAAUUUAUAAACGAAUACGAAUAAAUGCGAAGGCGUAUGAUCUUCGUACGACUUCUAUCCGCAAUAAAUUCAAUUACACUUA